UCGUUCCGUGGUGCGUUUAAGCGGGAGUAACACGGUACAAGGCGUGUGUACCUCAGCAAGUGCAGAGUGAACAGAUACUUAUUUAAACAUUUGAAACCCAGCAAUAUUUGGAGGCUUCCCGCCUAUUCGCUUACAUUUCCGGGUCACCUGUCAACAGAACAGAAGUGGAGACGCUGGCACCGGAAGGCGGUGUCCUGUAGUCCUUGGCGACACCGAGACGAGGCGGGCCUGCACAUUGAAUGGGCGGAUCUGAAGUGACUCUCAGCCACUGGAGACCGAGGGGUGGUGAGGCGGCCUGGCCCGCGCCGUGCUGCCGCGGGCGGAACUCGGUUGCCAUAGCAACCAAUGCGUGGUCCAGGUACCUCGGGCCCAGAGCUAAAAUCCUGAAACGAUGAAUCAUAGUGAGAGAUUCGUUUUCAUUGCAGAGUGGUAUGACCCAAAUGCUUCACUUCUUCGACGUUAUGAGCUUUUAUUUUACCCAGGGGAUGGAUCUGUUGAAAUGCAUGAUGUAAAGAAUCAUCGUACCUUUUUAAAACGAACCAAGUAUGAUGACCUGCGCUUGGAAGAUUUAUUUAUAGGCAACAAAGUGAAUAUCUUUUCUCGACAACUGAUGUUAGUUGACUAUGGAGAUCCAUAUACAGCUCGCCAACUGGGGAGCAGGAAAGAAAAGUAA
Molecule: messenger RNA, 673 nt
Organism: Octodon degus (degu)
Lineage: Eukaryota; Metazoa; Chordata; Mammalia; Rodentia; Octodontidae
Product: nucleoside diphosphate kinase 7-like
Exons: 3
Coding region: 392-673 (93 amino acids)
Cellular component (GO): centrosome
Source: RefSeq, a predicted model, not a curated record